UUCGUCGCCGAGAGGGAGCAACUCAUCGUCGCUACCCAUCUGAAGUCGACCCCUUUCCUCCACCACCUCCUUGCCUCGUCCCGCUCGGCGUCUCCUCCGCCUUCGUCCUUGCCGCUUCCACCGCCUGCUCCACUAGCGUCCCUCCGAUGACCUCCUCUCCGGCGAUCCCUACUUCUCCAUCCUUUCCCACCUCAAAGAUCACGCCCUUUCCCUCAAAUGCACGCACCAAAAGCCCUCCUCCCCCUUUCCGCUGGACGUCCGGCAACCACUGGAUCUCCCGCGUCUCGCCGGCUAGAUCGGCUCUGAGAUCCUGUCCUAGAUCGACAGGGAGAGUGUGGAUCGGCUGAUCCCCGCCGCCGACUAGGAGGAUCGACUCCGCAGCCUCGCGUUCCGGUCGUACCGGUUGAUCCGGGUAAUCGGGUCCAGAUCUCGAGCCGGGUCGGUUACGGGUCGAGUUGUGUCAAACCCGACCCAUUGAGAGAGAGAUUGCCUGUCGGUUCGGGAAAGUUCGUCACCAAGAAAUUCCGUUCUAUACCUGCCUCGCUUGCGAGGCCCCUGUAGGAGAUUAGAUUUCGGCAGGGCUGCGACCACCACCGGUUCCUGGGACAGCAUGCUUCUAAACAAAUGUGUGGCUUCUGGGAGCCCAGCCAUAAAAUUAGGGCCUCGCCAUACUAAGCAUAAUCCUUCUUUGGCAUAUGUCCCGCCUGUUCGUGCUUCUGCAGCAUGUCCAAAAUUCAGAAGUCUAUCUACAUCUUAUCAAGAAAGAAAACCCUUGUCAUUAAGAGGAGGCCCCAUUCUACACCUUUCUGGGGCAUCAGCUUCGUUUCUAAGAGGAGACCAUGGUUCUGUUGCACAAAUAAUGCCUUUGUUGAACAGGCACAGCAAGGUGUGGCCUAGAAGCUCGGUGGUCUGUAAAGCAUCCAAGAGUUUCUUUAGCUAUCCACAAAUGACCAGUAAGCCCAAGUGGUGGUGGAGGACCUUAGCUUGUAUUCCGUAUCUCCUGCCUCUCCACUACGUAUGGUUUUAUGCUGAUACAGUGUACCAACUCCACCACAUCCUUGAAGACUUUGAGUUCCUAACAAGCCCUUUCCUUGAUACCAUAGCGCUGUUGCCCAACUGGUUCAUGAUGGUGGUUCUGUAUGUAGCUUACCUUGGGGUGGUGAAGAGGAAGGAGUGGCCACACUUCUUGCGGUUUCAUGUCACAAUGGCAUUGCUCCUAGACACAGCCCUUCAGGCCAUGGCUAUUGCAUGUGGUUGGAUGCCGAAUGCUGUAUACCGUGGUAUGCUUGGGACGUAUUUCUGGGCUACAGUUGCAUAUGUACAGAUGUAUACGGUGCUUGAAUGUAUGAGGUGCGCGCUUGCAGGCAAGUAUGCGGACGUCCCGUUUGUGUCCGAUGCGGCAUAUUUUCAUACGGAUUUGCUUUUGUUUGGAUUAUAGCAUGUUUUUUUUUUUAAUUAUUUCUUGUCUCGAGACAGUAAUAGUUGAAGAUAUCCUAUUUGUGUCCUGCAGACAUGUUUCCAUUUGGAUUAUAGCCUUCCUUCUUGUCUCUAGAUAGUGAUACUUGAUUAAUGUCAUGGGAAGUAUUUAAGGAACAAAAAAUUCUAAUGAUGCAGUGAGAGUUGAGUAUGAGGUCCAAUUUGGGUUGAAUGAGCUUUACAAGGACAAGCCUUAUCGGGCUAAAAAUAUUGAUUGGAACAAUCGUAGAAGUGCUUAUUUUGUUUACUCAUAUAUUGAGGGACUUGAUGUGCUUA
Phoenix dactylifera (date palm) is the source of this 1752-nucleotide messenger RNA. RefSeq names its product protein TIC 20-I, chloroplastic-like. The record is from RefSeq and is a predicted model, not a curated record. NCBI's taxonomy places the organism in Eukaryota, Viridiplantae, Streptophyta, Magnoliopsida, Arecales, Arecaceae.